AUGGGGCCACCCUCGGCCCGCGCGCCAGCAAACAAGCCUGAUCCUAGGGAACUGGAAGAAGAACGUCGUCGCAAGUUGGCAGAGAUGCAAAGCAACGCCACAGAAAUCGAGUCGGAGCGACGCGAGCGAAUCGAGGAGAUCUCUGCCAAGGAGCAAGAACAGCGCGAGGCUGACGACCGGCUGCGUUCAGACCGGGGCAGGUUCAUGUCUGAUGUCAAUAAGCGAGUACAGGAGGAUACUCUUGAUGAACGCAUUCGGCGUAGCCGUGGUGGACUUGCGAAGAUGGAGGAGGAUUAA
Messenger RNA from Penicillium verrucosum, 297 nucleotides. RefSeq lists its product as uncharacterized. Bases 1 to 297 code for a protein of 98 amino acids. NCBI's taxonomy places the organism in Eukaryota, Fungi, Ascomycota, Eurotiomycetes, Eurotiales, Aspergillaceae. The transcript has a single exon. The record is from RefSeq and is a predicted model, not a curated record.